AUGUCUUAUAAGGGAAUAACGUUUACAGGUCCAGGGGAGUCGGAUACCCCAGACCCGGCGGAUGAGAGAUGCUCUAAGGAGCAACGUCCUGGUCUCUCUCCGUCGUUAGCCAACGACGGGACACAACAAGUGAAGCUACCAUCUGGGUCAAGGGCGAGCCCAGGUGAUGGUGCUGACAUCGCCCAGGGAAGCCAGUGCUUCUCCAAAGGGAGUGACGCGAAGCGCACAAUCAAACCUGGCUGUAAGGCCGGUCCAAUGUGCGCCAAAGCGGGCAAAGUUAACAGCUCGCAGGCGAAGAUCGAUGGAUCCCCCUUAGAUGGGGAUGAGAGGACAAGGAGGUCUCGUUCCAAGGUACGACGAGAUAAAGGUGAUGAGGCGACGAGCCCUACGGGGCAACGUAGCAGCUCACUCCCGGAGGAGCGUAAGACGAGAGGUAGGCCUGUGACUACCGGAGAAUAUGAAAUAAAGAAAGCGGUGCUGACAAGAAGGGAAAGAGAAGACGAAGAGAAAAGACUUAGGGAAUUGGAUGACCCUAAAAUAGCCGCCAAACUCUCGAAAAAUCGAAGAGAGUACGAGAGGAAAUACGCCGAGGAACUCCGUAAUGCCCCGGUUGAAGACCUUGCCAGGAGAAUCAUAGAGCAAGUGUCUACCGUAGACAAGGUGAACACCACGUGCGACAAGGUGAACACCACGUGCGGUUCGCUCAAAGGAGGAGACAAAAGAAGUCUUAACGUGGCGGUUUCAGUGAUCUCAGCUGCAGCUGCCCACCUGGUCGAUCGAGUGAGUGCCGACGAACCAAUCGUUAAAGACUUUGAAGUCGAGGAGCUGAGGCGUGAAAAUGCCAAGCUCCUGAAGAAGAUUGCCCAGCUAGAGAAAAAAACUGAGGAAAACAAUAGCUGGAAUAUGGAGGUAGAUGUGGAAGACAGGCCUCUGUGCCGUGUCCAAGAAGAACCUCCAAAGAAAAAACGAUCCAGAAGGGGAAAGAACGUUAUAAGAGACGACUCAUCUUCUGACGAAGAUGAUAACAGUAAGAAAGAAAAAGAGAGGAUCGAGAGAGAAAGAAUAGAAGCUGACAAGAGAAGGGAUCAGCUAUUAAGAGAGAGGGAGAGGCUUGAUAAGGAAAGCGAGAAGAGGGAGAGAGAGGCUGCAGAAAGAAAUAGACUGCGCCUGUUAAAAGAAGUAGUCAGAGAUGGUGCACCUGAGGUAAGGAGACCCCCUCUAGGAGGGAAAUCUUCAGCAAUAAUAGAGGCAGCUAUCCCUGCAGAGGUGGAGGACAUAACGAUGAACACAGAUCCAGAAAUUGUCAUUGAUGCUGGUAUGGAACUUGGUAAUUCUGAUGUGCCGGGACAAGGGAUUGGGAACGCCGUAGACAGCAAUAUGCUGAAGAGGAUAGAGGUGAUUGAGGCCGGAAUGGAAAAGACGGCCUCACUACUCGAGACCCUGUUGAGGACGGUGAAUGCGUUGGCCGCGGGCGGACCGGUCACGGCCCAAACACAGCCGAUUCAGCCCCGAGGCAGAGUCAUCGAGGCGGAGAAAGGUGGAAAGCAGGGACGCAAAGGGGAGAAAGAAAAACCCCCUAACAAGUCAACCUCGCUACCGUCAGCGCAAGCGGCACCCAAACCAGUACGGGCUGAGGGCAAGGCCGGGAGCGCAGAGAAUAAUGAGGUGGCGUUGGUCAAUCCACCCUUGGAGCAGCCCCCGUCUCAAUUGUCCUGGGCGGAAGUAACAAGGAAGAAGACCAAGAAAAAUGGGAAGGCACCGUCUAAACCGACGCAGGAGAGACGAAAUCAGCAGCAAUCCAAAGAGAAACAAGCUGUGAAAGGGCAGGGUCCAAGUAAGGAAACCCAAGGACAAGCCAAGAACAAACCACCUACUCAAAACAAAAGUAGGACGGAUACAGCGAAGGGAUCUGGUACGGCCAGCAAAGUUAGACGCCCACCAAAAACGGCGGCAGUGGUCCUUACUAGCCUUAAGGGCGAAUAUGAGACCUUGAUGAAAGAGGCUAGAAAUAAGAUCUCGCUAAAAGACAUUGGGAUCGAGGGUCCGCUGAAACCUAAAAGGACCAAGACCGGAGCUCUACUUAUAGAGCUACCCG
Temnothorax curvispinosus is the source of this 2095-nucleotide messenger RNA. Its product is annotated as titin homolog. The annotation marks the transcript as partial. The transcript has 2 exons. The record is from RefSeq and is a predicted model, not a curated record. Lineage: Eukaryota; Metazoa; Arthropoda; Insecta; Hymenoptera; Formicidae.